AUGUCCGUGGAAUCAGAGACAACACCUCAUGAAUUGACUAUCUUACCCCUGGGUAAGCUUCCGAGAAGAAACCCGACAAGAAACAAGUGGGACAAUCUCCAAGACACGGAACUGACCUUCCUUACAGACCCAACAAAACCCAGAACCCAGUUUCCACGAUUUCCUUCCGGCGAUGGCUGGGAAGCUAGGCGGCGAAGGUCUGAUCGGAGAGCUCUGCAACGGUUUCGAGCUGUUGAUGGAUCGAGAUAA
Molecule: messenger RNA, 249 nt
Organism: Eruca vesicaria subsp. sativa (arugula)
Lineage: Eukaryota; Viridiplantae; Streptophyta; Magnoliopsida; Brassicales; Brassicaceae
Source: the annotation of a GenBank genome assembly